Molecule: messenger RNA, 321 nt
Organism: Acanthoscelides obtectus
Lineage: Eukaryota; Metazoa; Arthropoda; Insecta; Coleoptera; Chrysomelidae
Source: the annotation of a GenBank genome assembly
AUGGAUUUACUUGAAUUCAAACUGUAUAUUGGAAAAUGUCUUGCCCUUGGGGCACAAACAACAGUUUCCCAAGAUCCUAGACCAUCCACCCCAGAUGAAGAAUCGAGCCGACCUGCUAAAAAAUGCAAGAAGUCGAAGAUACCACCAAGAGAUGUUAGGACCACUGAACAAACUUUGGCUAUUGGUGAAGUAGUAGAAGUACCUGAAAAUGGCGAUCAUGCUGAUGAUGGAAAUAUAUUGGCAGCUGAUCCGUCAAACGUAACACAAAAACUAGGAUUUUUAGAAUCAAGUGAACCUUCAAACAUAUGCAAUUUAAGAUAA